This is a messenger RNA of Orbicella faveolata, 4597 nucleotides long. RefSeq lists its product as uncharacterized. The record is from RefSeq and is a predicted model, not a curated record. Lineage: Eukaryota; Metazoa; Cnidaria; Anthozoa; Scleractinia; Merulinidae. Gene Ontology annotation, biological process: RNA export from nucleus; protein import into nucleus. Gene Ontology annotation, cellular component: nuclear pore. Gene Ontology annotation, molecular function: protein binding; structural constituent of nuclear pore.
UGUGACAAUGUCAAGACCAUGCAGAGCAACUGUCGCCUUACAGAUGAUAACAAGGAUCUGGCUUCUCUUAGAAAGAGAACAGAAGAUGUUGCCUCAAAAUUGUCAGAAAUAAAAAGUGCAACAAAGGAACAGCACAAGGAUAUUGAUGACGAAAAAGGGAAACUGUUUGAAGCUUUUGAGAUGCUUGAAGAUGCCAGGAUUAGACAGGAAAGAAAGAGUGACCACAGAUAUGUUCAGUUGUUAAAGUCUAGAGCUCUGGAUCCAGUGAACACAAGUAAGAUGAGAGAGAUCAGAAAUCUCCAUUUGUAUUUGGAUAAAACACUUAGGGAGGUGAACAUGGUUCUUGAUGAACAGUGGAACAAAGAAAAUGAACGCAAAAGAUCCAUUCAGCGCCCUGCAUUGGUUGAGGUUUACCAGACCUUGAAGGUCCACCAUAAAAUUACACAAGAUCAAGCAGCCAAGUUAGAACAGAUCACGCAGGAAAUGAAGAAUCGCAAACUGUUGUCAACUAGCUGGCAGCGAAGUCCACUCAAUACAACAAGUUUAAGGGAUGACCUGUCCUCUGUGCGUGAUCCCUUUGCUGUGUCAAAACAGGAACUAAAAUCGCCAAUCAAAAAUGUAUCAGCUCCAAUAUCUCCUCAAAAGCAGGCCCAGCUGAGAAGCAUGUUUCAGAAACGACGAAACACCCCAGUAAGAAGGAGCACGGUUGUUCCAAGUACUGUUACCAAGACACCCCUAGUGAAGACUAGUAGACCUGAAGUGCCAUUCUUCUCUUCGACACCUGCCGUAAGGCCAGAGGACACAGCAGAGGGAUCUAAAGGACGGUUCAGCUUUGAUGAUGCUAUCCCCGAAGAAAUUAAGGUGUCUGACGAUGAUGGAAGUCUCGCAGAAGAUGGGUAUCAGGAGGAGGAACCCUGCCAAGAGAAAGAGCUUGGGCAUUUGGAUGCAAUCCACAAAGCCUCGGCUAGUGGACCAGAUCCUUCACCUAUACAUUCUGAGCCUACAUUAAGCAUAAAAGGGAGUUUUAGUUUGGGCAAUUCACAGGAUGAGGCUGUUUUGAAGAAGCCACCUCAUCCCGUGAGGAUCACAGCAGCUGUUGAAAGUUCACACGCCAAGUCCAUCCCACAGCCUACUGUGGUCGGAGCAUUUUCUGCAGUUGAUAAAUCUGUUGGUGGCGGCAUUAAACCACCUAGACCUCAACCAACAAAAGCAGAACCAGCAUUAGCACCAAGUGGUCUUUUCGUUCCAGCAACCAAGGCAGAGCCCACAGCAACUGCAACUAUUCCAGCAAAAAGCGACUUUGUUCCAAAUGUCAAGGUCAUUAGCACAGAAACACCUCCCAACAUUGCUGCAGCAAUGGCUGCCAUGAGCAGAGCUAGUGCAUCCCAGGGUGCUGCUCAGUCAGGCAGUAACCUUGACCCUUCAGCCAGCAUCGAACCAGUAACACUAGUAACUUAUAAACCACAGGCACAAGGGGGUGCACAACCUAAGGACUAUGAUGUAGAAAACAAUGCUGCAAAAGCCAUUGCAAAUGCAGCAUUGAUGGCCGCUACAGCCGAAGCCCAAAAGUCGUCCGCAAAGCCACAGUGUAGUACAGAAUUCAUCUUCAAAUCUAGCGAUAGCAGUAAGCCCGGUCCCCCAGUGGUUACCUUCAAGCCUCCAACCUCUCCACUGCAAAUGCCUGAAAGUGCAUCCAAAGUUACUGCUGCUCCUAACGUCACUGUGAAUCCCACGCUAGUCUUCAAACCUGCAUUUGCUCCAGCCGUCCCAAGUGUAUCAACAGCUUCCAGCACUGGUGGAUUGCAGAAACCUUUUACAGGACCUCAAACUGUCGGUUCAUUUAGCUUUGCUCCUCCAACUGGUGGUUUGCCUAAUUUUGGGGCUUCCUCUGUGGCUGCCUCCUCAACACCAAGUGCAUUUAGUUUUAGCACUAAAGCAAAAGACACAGUGCCCAGUCAGACAGCUGCAGCAAGUGUCGCAGCACCCAGUGCUGCAAAACCAGGAAACAUCAUCACUGCACCAGCUGUAGGUAUCACACCAAGUCCGAGAGUGAGUAGGAAUUUAUUUGCAGCUGGGGAAUUAAGUUCUGCAGCAGCAGCAGCCACAAGUGGGGAACAAGAUGCCAAGCAGGAAGACAAGAAGGAGGUAUUGAAGACCCUGCAGGUGACAACUGCAAAUCCAUCCAUCGCUAGUUCUAGUGGAAUUACGACCCCAGCAACAGUAACACCAGGAUUUCCAUUUUCAGCUCCAGUGCCAGCUGGUGAAGGCUUCUUUAAGAAUCUUAAUCUCUCUGCAUCUACCAUCGCUGGCAAUGUGUUUGGCAGUGGUGGUGAUACAAGCAGUAAUCCUCCCAGCAUCUUGAGUUCUUUGAUGCGAGCAUCUGCUCCAGGAGGUCCUGCAAUCAACACUGGCAAUUUGUUUGGCACGGCUCCCACUGCAGCUUCCAAGGAUCCAGCAUCCACUUCCGGUACACCACAAGGUCAGGUUUCUCUGCCUUCUAAAGGGACUCCAUCAGAAAACAAAGAUACCAGCACCCGAACAGUAAUGACACUAUCUGGUUUUCCUGUAUCUGCUAGUGCAGGAGGCGUUUUUGCACAGGCUUUAUCUGAAAGUAGCAAGUCCAGCAUGGUGUCAUCUACAACUGCAACUAAGACACUUCCUGUUCCUGGAAGCAUUUUCGGUGCCCCAACCACAACACCUGCAUUCCCACCAGCUAGCUUAUUUGAUGUUUCUCUUGGUGGUGCUAAAUCUAGCACCACAACCCCCUCUACCACCACAGUUGCAGGUAAUCUGCUUAGUUUAUCUGCUGGCACUGCAUCUGCUUUUUCCGCUACAAGCAGUGCUAGUCCAUUCUUCCCCAGCAUCACUCCAGCUUCAACAAAUGCCUCGGCACCAGCAGGAGGCUCCCCAUUAACUUCUCUUCCGCCACCCGCGACAACAACUACAGUAACAAGUCCAUCUUCCAGAGAUUCUUCAACGUCAGCCGCUAGUGCAGUUGGUCUGUUCAGCAAAGUCUCGAGUACUGCAAGUCCUUUUGGUGUGGCUCUGGGUACAGUGAGUAGUGGAGCUGGCUCUGUUGGAGCUCCCUCCGCAACAACUACUGCUGGCAACCUUUUUGAAGCACCUCCAUCCACUGCCUUUGCUCCUACUCCCGUAUUUGGGGCCAGCACCUUUGGAACUUCUCCUGCACCUUUUAGUUCUCCUGCUAGCAGUCAAGGCAGUACUUUUGGUCCGACACAAGUAUUUGGGUCAUCAAACAUAACAGCUGGUACCGGAUCAGGGUUUGGGGCAACUGCCAGUGCGGGGUUCAGUACUGCAUCCAAGCCAGCUGAGAAUGCCCUAGGAUUUGGAUUUGGUGGCUUUGGUUUAGGAGGACAAGCCAGCUCACAGGCCAGCAAGACAAACCCCUUUGGCGUUGCACAAGGAUUUGGAGGGGCAACUACUACACAGUCCUCGUUAUUUGGUGGAAAGUCAGGAGUUGAUGUAUUUAAGAUGACUGAUUCACCGAAGCCAGCGUUUCACAGUGGCCCUUUUUCUCAAUCUGGAUUUGGAACCCAAUCAUCUGGUGGAUUUUCAGGGGGCUCGUUCAGCGCUCAAGGUGGAACUGUGGCUGCCUCUGGUUUUGGCUUCGGUGCUUCAUCACCCUCUGGUACCACAGGGUUCGGUUCACCACAGCCCUUUGGCUCACCCUCUGCUGGGGCGUCCGUGUUUGGCGGUGCGCCUUCAUUUGGUUCCGCUCCUUCAUUUGGAGGAGCUCCAGCCUUUGGAAGCUCUCCUCAAGCAGGCCUAGGUGCUAGUUCAUCCAGCGGGGUCUUUGGAAGUGCACCAUCUGGCGGAUUUGGACAAUCUCAAGGCAGCUCUACAUUCGGUGCCUUGGCAACCCAGUCGAGCCUUCCAUCGUUUGGCGCUGUAGCUGGUAUGCCGGGGACACAAGGGUUUGGUGGUAUUCAACAACAACAAACAGCCCCUUCCUUUGGCUCGUUCGGCGGCGGCGGCGGCGGCGGCUCGCAGAGUCCCAGCGGUGCUUCUUUUUCACAGUGGAGGUGAUGAAACUGUACUAGACAUCAUUCAUGGCCUGCAUCUUCACGUAUAAAGUUUUUAGUAUUUGCGCCUCGCAAACUGCUUAGAAGAACACUCUUCUAUCCAAUUAAUAAUCGUAAUUCCUUGUGUGAACGACAAAAUCGCUGGUCUUGAUUCGUAUAUCGUGGCUUUGGAACAAGCAUUGUUGUGGAUAACGACUGUCAAAACCGCUUUCUAUGGCUGUGGCUGUUAUUGUAUUAAACCAAACUGAGGACAAAAAGUUACUGCCUAUCGUCAAACCUAAUGCAAUCAAACUAAGAAUAACAAAUACCCGGCAGAAAUUCUCUUUAAUAAAAUAACCUUAUAGUUCCUAAGUAAGAACAGGCAAGGCCUAAAAGAAGCUGCAUUUAAAAUGAUCAAUUUAUAAUUACAAAGCUGACAUCCAAAAAAGUCAGCGCCCAAAACUUAAUUUAUGGUUAUCAACAACGACAACUUCUUACAUGUAGUUAAGGUGGCUCCCUAUAGUUUCACGAUCGCACGAGCGCUGAGGACUGAAGUUCAAAUAAUCUGCGCGCGU